Gadus macrocephalus (Pacific cod) is the source of this 2643-nucleotide messenger RNA. Its product is annotated as trace amine-associated receptor 13c-like. Gene Ontology annotation, biological process: G protein-coupled receptor signaling pathway. The record is from RefSeq and is a predicted model, not a curated record. Gene Ontology annotation, molecular function: trace-amine receptor activity. Bases 75 to 1088 code for a protein of 337 amino acids. The transcript has a single exon. NCBI's taxonomy places the organism in Eukaryota, Metazoa, Chordata, Actinopteri, Gadiformes, Gadidae. Gene Ontology annotation, cellular component: membrane.
UCUUCACCCCUGGUCCUCAGCCGGCCUCUGCUCCCUCGCUCCACCUCCUGCACCUCGACACCCUGUCCUCCGCCAUGUCUCCCCUACUGAGGAGCCCGCUGGCCGGGUCGGGGCCGGACCUCUGCUACCCCCUGCUGCUCAACACCUCCUGCCGGCUGAGCCUCCAGCCCCGCUUCACCGCCAGCCUCCUCUACACCCUGACCUUCUCCCUGGCGCUCCUCACCGUGCUGCUCAACCUGCUGCUCAUCGUCUCCAUCGCCCACUUCCGCCAGCUGCACACGCCCACCAACCAGGUGCUGCUGUCCCUGGCCGGCUCCGACCUGCUCAUCGGCCUGGUGGUGAUGCCCCUGGAGGCGCAGUACUACAUCAGCUCCUGCUGGCUCCUGGGUCCCUGGCUCUGCUACGUCUACUACACGCUGAGCUACGUGCUGACCUCGGCGUCGGUGGCCAGCAUCCUGCUCAUCUCGCUGGACCGCUACCUGGCCGUCUGCCAGCCGCUACGCUACGCCAGCGAGGUGACCAUGGGCCGGGUGCAGCUCGCCGUGGGCCUCUGUUGGUCGUGCGCCGUCGUCUACAACGGCAGCCUCGUGGUCGUGAACGUAGGUCGAGAGCCGCGCCGACGGAGGUCGUGCCGGGGGGAGUGCGUGGUGUUGGUGGACGGGCCGACCGGCUGGGUGGAGCUGCUGGUCACCUUCCUGGCGCCCAUAUCCACCGUGGUGGCGUUGUACCUGCAGGUCUUCGGCGCCGCUCUGUCCCAGACGCGGAAGAUGAGGUCGUCGCGGGCGGCGGCGGCGGGGGGGACGGCGGCGGCGGCGGCUCGGCGGUCGGAGUUGAAGGCGGCGCUGAGGCUGGGCGUGGUGGUGGUGGUGUUCCUCCUGUGCUACUUUCCCUCCCUCGGGUUCAUGGGUCAGGACGCGUCAGAGAACUUUGCCGCCUGGUCCUGGGGCGUCUGGUUGUUGUAUUUAAACUCCUGCCUGAACCCGCUGCUGUACGCCUUGUUCUACCCGUGGUUCCGGAGGACGAUCAGAAUGAUCGUCACCCUGCAGAUACUGAAGCCAAACUCCAGCCGGGCCAGCGUACUGCACUGACAAAACUCCUUCUUCUUUCGUGUCACAUCAGAGGUCCAACUCAGUGUCUUGUAGCCAUGCCCUUGUCUCUGGUCCCGCGUCAAAGAGGCCGGCUUUCCGAGGGUGGUCUGUGUAGGGGGCAGGUGGUCAUAAUAUGCUCGACAGUCUGUUCAGGGGCAACCACACUCGCAUGCAGCGCUAGUGUCUGCCAGGCCCCACUUCUUCAUUGAAGAUUUGAACCGACCGACCCCAGUACGUAGACGGUUCAGCAGACUCCAUUGCCGGCGUGGAUGAUCGUCUCAUGUGGCUCCAUCUCCUGGAUCCAAGAUGUAGUGGUGGAUUUGGGUCAGCCCAGCCCUCUCCCACUCCUGCUGACAAACUAAGAAUAAGGGGACAUGUCUGUUUUUUUUAUUUCUCAUUAUAGCGGCAUUCUGAGGCAUUAUAAUUAUUAUAAUCAGAGGUGCAUAUGUUUUAAAGUAUCAUCAAUUGUUAGAUUUGUAUUGGUUUUACUUUUGUACAUUCUAUUAAUUACCAAUUAAAAUGUAAGAUUGAAUGUUUGUGUUUAAUUUAGUUGAAAGCGUUUUACAUUCGGCUGUUUUAAUACAUAAUAUCUUGUGUGGUGAGCGUUGUAUAAGUAUCGGCCAGACUCCGAGGCCACCCUAUUCUAGGAAUACGCUGACAGAUAUUAUUUCAGGAAUGUAGAGGCAUGAAGAUCUUAAUCAUCCUGCCUCUUCCUCGUCCUCUACAUACCUGUCUGUCCCCUCUGCCUGUCUCACCACCACGGGGCGCAGAGCGUUCAGCCGCUCUGGUCCCCGUCUCUGGAAUUCAUUUCCACACCAACUCAGAAACAUCCACUCAUUCUCCCCCAUUUCAAAUCACAACUUAAACACGUGUUUAAAACGGCCAUUUUCCAUCUGAUGCCAAUUGCUAGCUCUCUUAUUCUGGUUGUUAUCUUUUCUUUUUCUUUUUGUUAUUUCUCUUCAAUUACUUUUGUGUAUGUAUCUCUGACUGUCUGCUCUUCUUUGCUGACAGAUAUUGUUUCUUGAAUGCAAUGAAUUUUUUUACUCUUGUGUAUUGUAUUAAUAACAAAUUAAAAUGUAAGAUUGAGUUUUGUGUGAUUCUGCAUGGUAUAAGUAUACCAUAUUGUAGCAUGCACUGAGAGAUAUUAUUUAAUGGUUGUAUAGGCGAUAGGGCAUAAGGAAUAUGAUAGGCAGAUGUGUAUAUUUAUUUCUGACUGCCUUCGGCAGUAUAAUGGGGUGGAAUAACAGUGCGUGAAGUGAAGUUUGCAUCAUUAAAGCUUAAUAUUGAAUGUAUAUGUUCAAUAAACUUGAAAUACGUUUACAUUCUACAAUUUGAAAUCAGAAUAUUGUGUUUGGACGGCACGGAAUUAGUAAUAGAAAAAUGAAAUAGUAAUAAAAUAAAUAAAAAUAUAACCGCAAGCGGUGAUUAACGUGGUCUGAGCAAAAUGUAUGGAAUUUAUAUAUAUAUAUAUAUAUAUAUGAAAUAUAUAUACAGUGGUGUAGUCUAUUUUGUUGUAGUGGGUAUACUGUGAUGAUUCCCUCCCAGCCUCGUACAA